UUAUUCCCUUAUUUUUGAAGAGGACAGACCUGGCACAGAACAGAAAAUUCAAAGAAUCUACGAAUAUACAGAGAGAGUGGGUCUCCUCCCAGCCUGCCCUCCAGCCAUGAGUGCAAAUGGGAACUGAAAUCCCUGCCCCGCCCCACCCCACAGCAUCCCCCAUUCCCCGCUGCCUGGAAAAAGUGCAUUUUCCUGAUGUGUCCAGAGGCACCAUAUGGGCUAGCAGGUUUGAAGUGAGGUGGGUCUUAAAGAAGUGAGGAGAGUGGGAGUCUUAAAAUGAAUUGAUCUUUUUUCUCCUCUGACCAUCUCCUCAUCCCUACUUUGCCGGAAUGUCUGUGGUGUCAGAGAGAAAGAUGAGAACCCGCCAGGUACUCGCCUUCCUCUUGCUCUUUGUGAUCGCCUCCGGGGCCUCUGAGAACGCCAGCACGUCCCGGGGCUGUGGGCUGGACCUCCUCCCUCAGUACGUGUCCCUGUGCGACCUGGACACCAUCUGGGGCAUCGUGGUGGAGGCAGUGGCCGGGGCGGGCGCCCUGAUCACGCUGCUCCUGAUGCUUAUCCUGCUGGUGCGGCUGCCAUUUGUUAAGGACAAGGAGAAGAAGGACCCUGUGGGCCUCCACUUCCUCUUCCUCAUGGGCACCCUGGGCCUCUUUGGGCUGACGUUCGCCUUCAUCAUCCGGGAGGAUGAGACCAUCUGCUCAGUCCGCCGGUUCCUCUGGGGCGUCCUCUUCGCGCUCUGCUUCUCUUGCCUGCUGAGCCAGGCGUGGCGCGUGCGGAGCCUGGUGCGCCACGGCAAGAGCCCUUCGGGCUGGCAGCUGGUGGGUCUGGCGCUGUGCCUGAUGCUGGUGCAGGUCAUCAUCGCCAUCGAGUGGCUGGUGCUGACCGUGUUGCGGGACGCGAAGCCAGCCUGCACCUACGAGUCCAUGGACUUUGUGAUGGCCCUCAUCUACGACAUGAUUCUGCUCGUGGCCACCCUGGGGCUGGCCCUCUUCACGCUGUGCGGCAAGUUCAAGAAGUGGAAGCAGAAUGGAGCCUGCAUCCUGGUCACAGCCUUCCUCUCUGUGCUCAUCUGGGUGGCCUGGAUGACCAUGUACCUCUUUGGCAACACCAGGCUGCAGCAGGGAGAAGCCUGGGGUGACCCCACCUUGGCCAUUACACUGGUGGCCAGUGGCUGGGUCUUCGUCAUCUUCCACGCCAUCCCUGAGAUCCAUUGCACCAUUCUGCCGGCCCCGCAGGAGAACACACCCAACUACUUUGACACAUCCCAGCCGAGGAUGCGGGAGACGGCGUUUGAGGAGGAUGUGCAGCUACCGCGGACCUAUAUGGAGAACAAGGCCUUCUCGAUGGAUGAACACAAUGCAGCUCUGAGAACGGCAGGAUUUCGCAAUGGCAGCUUGGGAAACAGACCCAGCGCUCCGUUCAGAAGCAAUGUGUAUCAGCCAACUGAGAUGGCUGUUGUACUCAACGGUGGGACUAUCCCAACCGCUCCGCCAAGUUACACUGGAAGACACCUCUGGUGAAAGACUUUAAGUUCCAGAGAAUAAGAAUCUCUCUUACUGAUUUUAUUCCCUGGCUGUGUCUUUCUUGAGGGAGAAAUCAGUUAACAGUAGCUGAACAAGGCCGCCUCACAGCCAGGGGAUUUGAAAAUCCUAGACAAUGGGAUUUUGUGUACAUGUGAACACUGCUGAACCGAAAAGCUAACACCAACUGCCCUCCGCUCCCCUGCCACACACACACACACACAACCACGUAAUACCAAACCAACCUCAGUCCCUGCAGACUAAAGCAAAGCUAAUUGCAAAUAGUAUUAGGCUCACUCCAAAAGGUGGCUGGGAAGACUUGUUUUGUCCUUUGGGGGUGGAACAGAACCCGAUUUGCAGCUGGUGGGCCGGGCUGGUGUUGGAGGAAAAUGGAGGUCCCCCACUGUAGCCCUUCCCCAGGAAGUGCUGGGCCCCUUGGUUCAGUAAGGUGGCCUCUCGGAGGAGGCCAAAUGGGGACUUUUCCACUGGCUUGCCUGUUGAUUUGCACAUUUCAAGGGGGGCUCAGGAACAGUUAAGGGGAUUGUAGUUGUGAUUCCAAGGUGAGGCCCCACUGAGUUGUGGGGUGAGCUUUAUAACCAGUAGUGGUAGAGGGGCCCUGGCAUGUGCCAAAGAAGAGAAGGCUAUCUGGGAACUGAAGUGACCAUCACAUUUAGAAAGUGGUGACCAACCACUGUUCUUUCUAUGGGCUUCUGGCUCUGGGCCUCGGGCGGGAAAGCAAGGCUGCCUGCCCCCAGGAACUUGGAGCAGCUCUCCUCUUCCCUUGCCCUCCCCUCCCGAUUCCAGUGCUCCUCCAGGCCCUUUUCCCAGUCUUACUCCCAUGUUCAUUUCGAAAGCUCUAAUGGGGCCACCACAGCUUAAAGCCCCCUGGGUUGGCAGGCUGGAAAGCAGGUGCCAAGCAGAGUUUCCAUGAUGAUGGCACAUGGCAGGGCACCCCAGCAGGGCCCUCCAGGCUGGAGAGAUGACACUCUGAUGCCUGGUGUGUGGUGGGUAGUCAAAGUCCCCGGGGUGGGGGGUGGGAGCAGCGUGGCAUGCACACGCGAGGGUUUUUUGCUGCUCCUGGAGGGUGUGUGGGACAUUUGUGACCUAGUUUUCUGCAAGCUCCAUGGAAAUGGUUUUCUUCCAAGCCCAUUGUCUCUGUCACGGUUUCCAUCAUCGUUUCCAAAAAUCAUACCUUUGUUAUUGUUAUUUGGCAUUUCAAACAUCUUGGCCAUUAAAAGCCCCAUGUUCUCUGCACUGUUUGGCCAGCAUAAUCGAUAGCAAUGAAUUCCAAGCAAAGAGUUAACCUGACGGCAUGGAAUGUAGAAAUGAGGGUGGAUCUUUUUGCAUAUACUCUAAUCACAAUAUCGCUUUUUUCUAUCAAACAACCCAUAAGCCUUUAUCCUUUAAAGAGAAUGAAAAAGGUUAGUGUUUGGGGGGAGCUGACCUGACCUCUUUAUAAGCCAAUAUGUCUGAGCUGAGUAUGUUCUAAUAAACCUUUCUGAUUUUUCUCAAGGCCCUAGUCUCUGCUGUGUCCCGUCCUCACCACCCCCACCCCCAUCCCUGCACAGCACUGGGGUCAACAAAGCCAGUCUGGCCAUCCCUAUGCGGCCCUCCAAGUUUCCCCCCUGACUCGUGCAUUUCCUUGGGUCACCAUGCAUGGGGAAGGGAAAGCAUGCACCAGAAUGCUGCCCCUACCUGACCUUUGGGAGGCCGCCCCACCUGUCCCUGCCCAGAGCAUGUGCUUGCUUCUAGAGAAUCAGAUUCCCAUCCUCUGUGUGAGGAGCAUCAUUGGGUGCCCUGAAAACUUGGAGAAGUGGGGAGGGGUGGGAGAGAAAGAAGCUAGGACCUGGGGUGGGGGUGGUGCAGUUGCAUGUAGAACCCAGCAUUGUGAAAACACAGAAAUCUCCAAACAUCUUGGGCCAGUCCAGUGAAAAACGACAGCAUUACACAUUCUCGUGCCAGGAAAUGGUGGCUCACCCCCGUUCUCUGGAGUCCUUUGGAGCUCUCUGAUCUCACCUGGGUCUGCAAGAGCCCUCCCUUGCAGAAGGGAGCAAGUCACAUGACCAUUUUCUCUCUCAAUUCUUGGUGGUCCCGGCGUGUAAGGUGAGCACUGCAUGAAAGGCCACAAGUGGGAAGUGAUGUUUUGCCACCAGGAAAAUGGGACCAGCUUUGAGCCACCAGAAACCUCACUUAAAUGAGACCUUUACUUCUUUUCUCUUUUUAAAUCUCUGAUACGUAAUUGCGCUUCUGGGUUUUGCUUUAUUUUGGCUUUAAGUUCAAGAGUGGGUGGAAAGCCCUUCCAAUGGGGUGAAGGUGGGAGCCAAGGGAGAGGGCAGAGCCUGUUAUUUUUCUAAUGACUUCACCUGAAGGGUACAAAGAGACAUCUUUCCCAAGAGACUGGCCACCAGCUUCCCCCACGGAGCAAUUUAAAUGCAAAAUCAAAUGGCACCUCUGUUUAAGAUCUAUUUAUGUAAACAUGGCUUGUCGGUCGUUGGGGGGAGGAAAUGACCUGGAAGGAGAGCAUCUGUGAUCAAAAUAUCUAAUUGUAAGCACAAAUCUUUCCCAUGUCCGGUUGUUAAAACUCACUUUGGGACUAUAACAGCCACUUUUGUCUCCCCUUUUAGUAGAAAAUGGUGAUUCUAUUCCUGUAUUGCCCUGCUGGAGAUGUAGGGUGGGAAAUGAGAGAAUCACCCGGGAGAAUGGACAGCCUGGGGUGUUCUCUGCAUCUCGAGGGUUUCAGAUCGGGCUGUUGAAAGCUGGGCAUCUGGUACUUUCAGCACGGAGUCUGUCAGGGCCACUGAGAACCACCACGUUGGGGUGGCCUUCUGUCUUCUACAUUGGCCAAGGCUGAGUCAGGUCCCAAGAGGAAAGGGAGCAUUGUGGCUUUUAUAAUCCAAUGAUGCGAUGAUUAUACCAGCUUACAGGAGUUCUCAGCAGGUGCUUUUUGUUAAUUGAUAAAGAGCUAAGGCUCGUUUUUGAUAGAUAAUAUAUAUUUAUUAAAUGUAUUAAUGUAUGUUUUAUAAUGUAUCUUUAUCCUCCCCUGGCUGACUGUUGCAUACUUAAAAAAGAAACUGUUAAGGAAAUUUCAAGACAAUCAAUAUGUACCAUAAAUGGCUGUAUAUAAAUGUCACAAAUUUAAAAGGUUGUAAAGCAUGGGCAGAUAGGUUUUAUUUUCAAAAUGCUGUUCUUAACACAAAAAUAAAGGCUUUACUAUUUA
Manis javanica (Malayan pangolin) is the source of this 4734-nucleotide messenger RNA. RefSeq names its product G protein-coupled receptor class C group 5 member B (gene GPRC5B). Gene Ontology annotation, biological process: G protein-coupled receptor signaling pathway. Gene Ontology annotation, cellular component: extracellular exosome; plasma membrane; intracellular membrane-bounded organelle. Gene Ontology annotation, molecular function: G protein-coupled receptor activity; protein kinase activator activity; protein kinase binding. The record is from RefSeq and is a predicted model, not a curated record. NCBI's taxonomy places the organism in Eukaryota, Metazoa, Chordata, Mammalia, Pholidota, Manidae.